Molecule: messenger RNA, 555 nt
Organism: Alligator sinensis (Chinese alligator)
Lineage: Eukaryota; Metazoa; Chordata; Crocodylia; Alligatoridae
Gene: IQCJ
Product: IQ motif containing J
Exons: 5
Coding region: 90-431 (113 amino acids)
Source: RefSeq, a predicted model, not a curated record
GAGUCAGAUCGGGCUCUGUAACACUAAGGAAUACUGUAUCGGCAUCAGAUUUGGUCUGAUUUCCCUGCAGGUGAUUCAGAAACUUCACAAUGCGUCUGGAAGAACUCAAAAGGCUGCAGCAUACCUUGGAACAAGUUAAUGAUGGCAAAUAUUUACUUGAAAGCCAUCAUCUUGCCAUGGACGUAGAGAAUAACAUUGAAAAAUACCAUGACAACUUACAGCCUCUGGAAACAAAAGUGAAAAUCAUUCAGAGGGCAUGGCGUGAAUACCUACAGCGCCAGGAUAUGUUACACCAAGACCCCCUGGAGAAGCGUAGUCCAUCACCACCUUCCUUGUCUUCUGACAAGAUGAGCAGUUCCAUCAGCAUGAACACUUUUUCCAAUGGCAGCACUCCUAUUGAAGCAUCAUGCGACAGCCUGAAAUUCAGGUGACUGUGCCUUGCAAAGCCUCAGCCAUAAUAGAACAGACUUCUCUGAAAAUUACAUACAUCAAAAUGUAUGUGUGCAUUUGUAUGUAUAAUUGACAUGUCUAGUUAUUAUUUUGCAGGGGUGUGCA